AUGAUUCAGCAGUAUCGAGGAUUAAUCCUCAUUUGGUUUAUGCCUAUGGAUGUCGGUGAGAUUCGCGACGAUGACCUCAAAGGAAUUUUUCGCGAGUUCGACUUGAACGGAGAUGGUUUCAUUCAGAGGGAUGAAUUACGGUCAGUCAUGCAAAAGAUGGGACAGUCGCCUACGGAAGAAGAACUUGAUGCGAUGUUCAACGCCGCUGACCAGGAUCACGACGGAAACAUUGAUUUUAACGGUACGGUUUCUAGAUAG
Molecule: messenger RNA, 258 nt
Organism: Haemonchus placei
Lineage: Eukaryota; Metazoa; Nematoda; Chromadorea; Rhabditida; Trichostrongylidae
Source: the annotation of a GenBank genome assembly